UGUGGAUUUUAUAUACUUGUUAUUAUGAGAAGGAUGCCUGCGCUACAGGAAAUGCCAUCCUGUCUAACCCGGACAUAAGCAAUGUAUAACCUGGCAAAAUCAGUAGUCUAUUACUGCAAUCUUGUUUACAGUAUUUUUAAUGUUUAAAUUAAAACGGACACUUCUUAAUAAUUCAGUUGGCGACGGUAAUUUUUUGGGUUUUUAUAGAAGGUGUGCUGCAGGAGGGAGAUCAGCUAACAAAAUCGGAACAGAAAUGGAAGAAAAUGCACAACCACUGUUCACUUUUGGAGUUAUAGCAGAUAUACAGUAUGCUGAUAUCGAAGACGGCUUCAACUUUCUACAGACAAGGAAGAGAUAUUACAGAAACAGUAUCAGUUUAUUGAACAGUGCUACAGAGAAGUGGAAUGCGGAGCCAGUCCAACCCAGUUUUAUUCUACAGCUUGGUGAUAUUAUUGAUGGGUUUAAUAAACCACGCAAAACCUCAGAAAAGGCUCUUGAAACAGUAGUAAAUGGGUUUAGUAAAUGCAAAGCUAAAGCCCAUCAUGCCUGGGGCAACCAUGAAUUUUACAACUUCAGCAGGACUUACCUAAUGAACUCUGUUCUUAAUAGUAAACACUUGGAAAGCACUUCAGAGUUUCAAUCUUCUAAACAUGUUGAGGAAAAUAACCCAGAGCCAAGCUAUUCGUACCAUUUUAGCCCUGCUCCUAAUUUCCGGUUUGUGUUGCUUGACGCCUAUGACAUAAGCAUAAUAGGAAGAGGAGAACCAAGCAGGAAAUACUACCAGUCUCUUAAAUAUCUACGAGAACAUAACAAGAAUAAAAAUCUUAAUGUUCCCCCAGAACCUACAGGAAUGAAACAGCAGUUUGUCGAGUUCAAUGGAGGAUUCAGCAGAGAGCAGCUUGACUGGUUAAACGAUGUUCUGACCUUCGCAGAUAAUAACCAAGAAAAGGUCACAGUUAUGUGUCAUCUUCCCAUAUACCCAGCCUCUACAAGCCCCAUCUGUCUUGCAUGGAACUAUGAAGAGGCGCUUUCUGUCUUGCACUCCCACCAGUGUGUGGUGUGUUUCAUGGCAGGCCAUGAUCAUGACGGUGGUUACUGCGUGGAUGAGUGUGGAAUACAUCACCUUACAUUGGAAGGGGUGAUUGAAACGCCACCAGACAGCAAUGCAUUUGGUACAAUGUACGUAUAUGAGGACAGAAUGAUUUUAAAGGGAAACGGUAGAGUUAAAGACAGAGUACUACUGUACCCAUCAUUUUAACUUUCUGUAUGUUUGGUUCACCUGUGAAACACAGUACAAGGCUAUGUGAUGUCAAAUUCGUUUUUAGUCGAUAUUACUUUUUGUUUCAUUUUUUUAUUGUGUGUGUCAACUGACAAUGUUUUUUAUUUAUUAAAUUAUUUUUAGUUAAAGAACUGCACUGUGGUGUAUUCUUUAUUUACUUUGGCAACGUGCAAUGCUUUGAAAAACAAUUAAAUAUGCUGAUAUAUGUUAAACUCUUCACCACUGUUGAUUCCUAUACCGUAAAUAAAGAUUAUUUGGCUGAUCUAAAAAAUGUCUAUCGCGCAAUCAUAGUUCCACAAGUGCUUAGCUGAGCCACACUUGCUGUUGAGUUUUGAGCUUUGGCCCCUCAACAAUGGUAAUCUCCCUAUUGGUUAUGCAUAUGUAAUGCCUACCCUAAAUGGGUGCAGACACACAUCCUGUCUCAAUUAGGAACAUCAAACUCAUGUGUUAAUCACUUGUUAUCUUGGUUUGAAAUCUGUAUUUAAAUGCUUAACCGGUUGACCUAUUGAUGACUAUUGUCCAUUAUUGAUUGUAGUAGCACAUUCAUUGUGAAUAGCACUUAAAUGCUAUUGUAGUGCUGUAUGUUGCAGAUCAAAGGGAUAAUAUUUAUUACUGUUACGUCAUAAAGAAGCAUAAUAUAAGGAUUAACUUUAUUAGCUCAUGCAUUAUUGUAAGUACAGUAUACUGUAUUGUACUUGAUACAUAAUUGUGCUCAGGAAUUAUUACUAGUGUAUUAAGUGUUUAACAUAAAUAAAUAGAUCUUGUCAAAACUAUCAGUUUAUUAUUUAUUUUGCACUUGCGCAUUUGUUCUUUCAGUUGAUGUGGAAUUUACUAUUUUAUCUAAAAUGUUUGUCAUUCUAACUAAAUAAAAACUUGGUAUAGGUGUAAGAUA
Messenger RNA from Acipenser ruthenus (sterlet), 2171 nucleotides. RefSeq names its product manganese-dependent ADP-ribose/CDP-alcohol diphosphatase-like. The record is from RefSeq and is a predicted model, not a curated record. NCBI's taxonomy places the organism in Eukaryota, Metazoa, Chordata, Actinopteri, Acipenseriformes, Acipenseridae. The coding region runs from base 140 to 1258 and encodes 372 amino acids. Gene Ontology annotation, molecular function: CDP-glycerol diphosphatase activity; ADP-ribose diphosphatase activity; manganese ion binding. The transcript has 4 exons.